Brassica oleracea var. oleracea is the source of this 1899-nucleotide messenger RNA. RefSeq names its product aspartate--tRNA ligase 2, cytoplasmic. The transcript is spliced from 9 exons. Bases 47 to 1696 code for a protein of 549 amino acids. NCBI's taxonomy places the organism in Eukaryota, Viridiplantae, Streptophyta, Magnoliopsida, Brassicales, Brassicaceae. Gene Ontology annotation, biological process: aspartyl-tRNA aminoacylation. Gene Ontology annotation, molecular function: RNA binding; ATP binding; aspartate-tRNA ligase activity. Gene Ontology annotation, cellular component: cytosol; cytoplasm; aminoacyl-tRNA synthetase multienzyme complex. The record is from RefSeq and is a predicted model, not a curated record.
CUCAUUCCACCUCGUGAAAAACCUAUCGAUUUGAGCUAUCACCAUCAUGUCAUCGGAGCCGGAGAUUCAACCGCCAUCCACCGAGACACCGGACGAAUCCGGAGAGAAGAUCAGCAAGAAAGCCGCCAAGAAGGAAGCCGCGAAGCUCGAGAAGAUGCGCCGCCGCCAGGAGCAAGAAGAAGCCGCUCGCAAGACCGCUUCUCUUUCCCUCGAGGAUGAAUCGUCUUCCAGAAACUACGGCGACGUCACCCUCACCGAGUUGCAGUCCACGGCCGAUCCCAAAGCCGGGAAGUGGAGAGAGGCUGUCGAGGGGAAGGAGUGGACUAACGUGAGCGAGCUGGUGGAGGAGAUCGCUGGAUCAGAGGUUCUGAUCAGGGGCCGUGUGCACACGAAUCGUCCGGUUUCUAGCAAGUUGGGGUUUGUGAUCUUGAGGCAGAGUGGAUUCACGGUUCAGUGUGUGGUUACUGAGUCCAAGGAGAGGAAUGUGAGUGUCAACAUGGUUAAGUUCCUUAAGCAGCUGAGUGGCGAAUCCUUUGUUGAUGUCAUUGGUGUUGUCGUUCUCCCCAAGGAACCUCUGACGGGAACCACGCAGCAGGUUGAGAUACAAGUGAGGAAAGUGUACUGCGUCAACAGUGCCUUGCAGAAGUUACCACUUAAUGUUGAGGACGCUGCCCGGAGUGAAGCAGACAUUCAGGCAGGGAAACCUGGUGCCAAUCAGGAUACACGUUUGAACAAUAGAGUGAUCGACCUCAGGACACCGGCUAAUCAAGCUAUCUUCCGCAUUCAGUGCCAUGUCCAAAUUGCAUUCAGAGAAUUCUUACUAUCUAAGGGUUUUCUUGAAAUCCACACACCGAAAUUGAUUGCUGGUAGUAGUGAAGGUGGUGCUGCUGUAUUUAGGUUGGAGUACAAAGGGCAGCCUGCUUGUCUAGCUCAGUCUCCUCAGCUUCAUAAGCAGAUGGCAAUAUGUGGUGACUUGGAACGUGUCUUUGAGGUUGGUGCUGUUUACAGAGCAGAAGAUUCGUUCACUCAUAGACAUCUGUGUGAAUUUAUUGGUCUUGAUGUUGAGAUGGCGAUUCACAAGCACUAUUCUGAGGUAAUGGAUAUUGUGGGCGAGUUGUUUCCGUUCAUAUUCACUAAAUUAGAGGAGAGGUGCUCAAAGGAACUUGAAGCUAUUAGAAAGCAAUACCCUUUUCAGCCGUUGAAGUUUCUUCCAAAAACAUUGACUAUACCCUUUGCAGAAGGGAUUCAAAUGCUGAAGGAAGCUGGUGUCGAGGCUGAUCCUCUUGGAGAUCUAAAUACAGAAGUUGAGAGAAAGCUUGGCCAGCUCGUUCUGGAGAAGUACAAUACGGAGUUCUACAUCCUGCAUCGCUAUCCUUCGGCGGUUAGGCCAUUCUACACUAUGCCCUGUGCGGACGAUUCUAACUACAGCAACUCAUUCGAUGUCUUCAUAAGAGGUGAGGAAAUCAUAUCCGGAGCUCAACGUGUCCAUGACCCAGAACUCUUGAAGGAACAGGCAAUACGAUUUGGGAUUGAUGUCGAUACAAUAAAAACAUACAUCGAUUCAUUCAGGUACGGUGCACCACCUCACGGUGGAUUCGGUGUGGGGCUGGAGCGAGUGGUUAUGCUCUUCUGUGGCCUCAACAACAUCCGCAAAACAUCUCUCUUCCCUCGUGACCCCCUAAGGCUCGCUCCUUAAUAUCUUUCCAUCUCAAAGCUAAAGCGUGGACAAUUUGCCAGACUCUGCAGAUUUUUCUCAUAUGAAUACUAUUGAGAGUUUAGUGGAUGAUAUUGUCUUUUACUAUCAUUCUUGCCCUUUUGUGCAAGUGAAUCUUGGUUUACUUCUGUGAUACUUGUGUUUCUGUCACAUUACCGAGUAAUCUAAACCCCUUUUCUUUUUUA